Molecule: messenger RNA, 725 nt
Organism: Paramecium sonneborni
Lineage: Eukaryota; Ciliophora; Oligohymenophorea; Peniculida; Parameciidae
Source: the annotation of a GenBank genome assembly
UUUUAAUUUAAAUAUAAAUUCUGAAUGAAACACAAUCAAUAACUUCCUAAUGCUCAUUUACGUAAACAUUGGACGAGAUUUGUGAAGACUUAUUACAAUUAACCAGCUGCUAAGAGAAGAAGAUAAUAAAGAAGAUAAGCAAAUGCAUUAAGUAAUUGAAUAUAUAUAUAUUAAGGUACUUCACCAAGACCAGUAGAAUUACUUAGACCAGUAGUUAGAGGUUAAACAAUUAAAUAUAAUGGAGUAUAAAAAUUAGGAAGAGGAUUUUCAUUAAUUGAACUUAAAGAAUCUGGAAUCAAUGCUUAAUUUGCUAGAACUAUAGGAAUUGCAGUUGAUCACAGACGCAGAAAUAAUAGCUAAGAAGAAUUGACAGUUAAUGUCAAAAGAAUCAAAGCAUAUUUAUCAAAAUUAGUACUUUUCCCAAGAAUAACUGGUAAACCUAAAAAUGGUGUUGUUAAAGAUUCUGCAAAUGAUGUUGUUGCUCAACCUGUUACUUAAAAUACUAAUCUUGAAGUAUUUAUUAUUUUUAUAAUAUUUAGGUCAUUACUUUCUAAAGAACACCUAAAAGAGAAAAGGCUACAGUAAUCUCUAAAGAACUUAGAGCAAAGAAUGUAUAUCGUAGACUUAGAUAAGAAUGGUAUAAUGCUAAAUUCGUUGGAGUUAAAGAAAAAAGAAAAAAUGCUAAAGAAUAAAAGAAAUGAAUCAUAAAUUUAUGUACAUUUGGA